AUGGCUCUUGCUGGACAGGUAGCUCUCAUCACCGGUGGAGUGAAGAACCUGGGGGCAGACAUUGCAUUCCAGCUGGCCAGUGUUGGUGCCCACCUUGCGCUUCAUUACCACUCCGUGUCAUCCAAAGCAGAUGCGACCAAGAUCGAAGGGGAGCUGAAGCAGAAGUAUCCGAAUGUCAAGGUCGCGUUUUACCAGGGCGACUUGACCAAGGCUGCGGCUGUGGACAAACUCUUCCAAGAGGUCCUGGGCGAUUUUGGCAAGAUCAACAUUGUCAUCAACACGAUCGGCAAGGUGUUGAAGAAACCCAUCACGGAGAUCAGUGAAGAGGAAUAUGACUCGAUGUUCGCGAUCAACUCCAAAACCGCGUUCUUCAUCCUCAAAGACGGAGCAAAGCACGUCUCUGAUGGGGGAAAGAUUAUCACCAUCGUCACUGCCCUGCUGGGUGCAUUCACUGGUUACUACACCUCCUACGCUGGAAGCAAAGCCGCAGCCGAUAUUGUCAGUCGCGGAGUUGCGAAGGAGCUUCAAGGACGCCAGAUCAGCGUCAAUGCAGUCGCUCCUGGACCCAUGGAUACUCCAUUCUUCUAUCCGCAGGAAUCCCCCGAAGCUGUCGAGUUCCACAAGGCGAACGGAAUGGGAGGCCGGUUGACACAGACGAGUGAUAUCGCCCCUCUGGUUCGGUUCCUCUGUACGGAGGGCUCCUGGAUCACAGGCCAGACCCUCUUUGCCAACGGUGGCUACACUACUCGUUGAGCUGGAGGAUGAGCCAUGGUGAUAUUAAUCAUGAGAUUAUGAUUGAUAUUCUGUUCUAUGGAAAACAUGGUCUUACUAUGAACUCAAAUGUCAUAGGUGAAAAGACCAAUAUAUAUUUCUUGAACUGGACCUAUCAUGACUGAAUAUAUAUAUAUAUAUAAAUGCAUGUUCUUAUAUUGAGUCAAGCACAGGUAGUAAUGUACCGAUGAGAAUGUAAUAAUCAUG
Molecule: messenger RNA, 978 nt
Organism: Paecilomyces variotii
Lineage: Eukaryota; Fungi; Ascomycota; Eurotiomycetes; Eurotiales; Thermoascaceae
Exons: 3
Coding region: 1-753 (250 amino acids)
Source: RefSeq, a predicted model, not a curated record